Messenger RNA from Ananas comosus (pineapple), 2208 nucleotides. RefSeq names its product apoptosis inhibitor 5-like protein API5. Gene Ontology annotation, biological process: regulation of programmed cell death. The record is from RefSeq and is a predicted model, not a curated record. NCBI's taxonomy places the organism in Eukaryota, Viridiplantae, Streptophyta, Magnoliopsida, Poales, Bromeliaceae. Bases 203 to 1852 code for a protein of 549 amino acids. Gene Ontology annotation, molecular function: mRNA binding. The transcript is spliced from 16 exons. Gene Ontology annotation, cellular component: nucleus.
GUGCACCUCGCUCUCCCGCCCCUAAAACCCCCCAACCUCGUAGUCGUAGUUACUUAAUCACCGCUCCCGAACGAAGAGAGAGGUAAACGCCUCCUCCCCCUUCGCCUUCCCUUUCUUCUUCUUCCACCUCCUCCCACUUCAAAACCCUAAUUGUCUCCUGCUCCUCCUCCUCCUCUUCCUCCCCCUCCCUCUCUAGCCCAAAAUGGCUUCCCACUCCUCCGCCGAAGCCGCCGAGGUCGAGAAGCUCUACGAGUUCGGGGAGCGGCUCAACGAGGCCAAGGACAAGUCUCAGCAUGUGAGCGACUACGAGGGGAUCAUCAUGGCGGUGAAGGGCCAGAGCGUGAAAGCGAAGCAGCUCGCGGCGCAGCUCAUCCCCAGGUUCUUUAAGUUCUUCCCCAGCCUUGCCAGCAAGGCCCUCACAGCGCAGUUCGACCUCGUCGAGGACGAGGAGGAACUUGGGGUUAGAGUACAAGCUAUUCGCGGGUUUCCUCUUCUUUGCAAAGAUACUCCAGAACAUGUUUCCAAAAUUGCAGAUAUUCUUGGACAACUCCUUACAUAUGGGGAAAAUGUUGAGCGCGAUGCAGUUAAUAAAUCUCUCAUGUCUAUUUUAAGGCAAGAUGUGAAAGCUUCAUUGACGGCUUUGUUUAAGCAUGUUGAGAUAGGCAUGGAGAAUGUUCGUGAAAAGGUCAUCUGUUUCCUGAAAGACAAGGUGUUCCCUUUAAAAGCAGAGCUGCUGAAGCCCCAAGUUGAAAUGGAAAGAUAUGUCACUGAUCUGGUGAAGAAAAGCUUACAAGAUGUAACUGGUGCUGAGUUCAACUUGUUUAUGGACUUCCUGAGGAGCUUUAGCAUAUUUGGAGAAGGUGCUCCUCCAGAGCGUAUUCAAGAGCUGAUUGAAAUAAUCGAAGCACAGGCUGACCUUGACGCACACUUUAAUGUUGAUGAUGUUGACCAUAUCGAUAGAUUGAUUUCAUGCAUGUAUAUGGCUCUUCCUAUCUUCAUGAGAGGUGCUUCCAGCAGCAAGUUUCUCAACUAUUUCAAUAAGCACAUAGUACCUGUCUUUGAUAAGUUUCCUGAAGAGAAGAAAAUAGAUCUGCUCAAGACUGUUGCUGGAAGUUCCCCAUAUGCUACGGCACAAGAUUCACGCCAACUUCUUCCAUCUAUUGUCCAACUGCUUAAGAAGUGUAUGCCCAGGAGGAAGACGGAAGAGACUAACUUCAACUACGUUGAGUGCUUGUUGUACACAUUUCACCACCUAGCUCAUAAGACGCCAAACUCUACAAACAGUCUUUGUGGUUACAAGAUUGUGACUGGCCAGCCAUCUGAUAGGCUUGGGGAGGAUUUCUCAGAUAACUACAAAGAUUUUACAGAGAGGUUAACUGCAACUGAAGAAAUAGUGAGAGCAAGCUUGAAGAAACUGACCCAGGGAAUGGCAGAGCACAAUAAGGCACUGUCUGCAGCUAAGACUGAAGAGGCAAAGGCUAAGAUUAAAACUGAGCAGCAAAAAACAACAACUGGGUUGCGGAUCUGUAAUAACAUAUUGGCGAUGACACAGCCAUUGCAUGCGAAAGCUCCCACAUUCAUCGGAGAUAAGAAGAUCAAGCUCUCGUGGCAGGAGCCGGUGAAAAAGAGUACUCCAGCUUCUACAACUGGAGCAGGGACCAAGAGAGCUGGAACUACCACAAAUGGUGCCAGUGCGAAUCCUUCGGCAAGCAAAAAGGGGCGAGUUGAGGGGGUGAUGCAAAACCAGCUUGUCAACAGAGCUUUGGAAGGCCUAUCUCGAGGUGGUGGGAGAAGCGGUGGAAGAGGAGGAAGGGGUUGGGGAGGCCGAGGAAGAGGUCGGGGUUUCCGCUAGAUUCAGGGAAGAGAUUCUCUACUUACCAGCUGUGCAGUAGAUAUUGGAGAGGGCGUUUCUGCUUCAAACUUAAACACACAGAAAGGUUGCAAAAUUUUUGUUGAACUUGAGAUGAAGCAUGUUCUUAUUUCAAUCUGGGCGAAAGUGAAAAAGUUUCGACGUUGUAUUUUGGCGAUCCAAGGAGGUGGUGGAUUGUGUAAUCUACAUUAGUUGGUUUAUCAGAACAUUCUAACCUUAUGCAUUAAGCUUAAACAUCUUUUUCAUUCUCUUUUUUGCCUAUUGCACAUCAUCUGUCACACCAAUGUACUUAUUAAUGGCUCAAUAACGAAAAUGUGUCUAUCAUCAGUUCCAUUGAA